Messenger RNA from Trichosurus vulpecula (common brushtail), 954 nucleotides. RefSeq names its product olfactory receptor 6C2-like. Gene Ontology annotation, biological process: G protein-coupled receptor signaling pathway. Gene Ontology annotation, cellular component: membrane. Bases 16 to 954 code for a protein of 312 amino acids. The transcript has a single exon. The record is from RefSeq and is a predicted model, not a curated record. NCBI's taxonomy places the organism in Eukaryota, Metazoa, Chordata, Mammalia, Diprotodontia, Phalangeridae. Gene Ontology annotation, molecular function: olfactory receptor activity; G protein-coupled receptor activity.
CAUCAGAAGUCUAGGAUGAGAAAUCAUACAGGGAUAACAUUAUUUAUCCUUCGAGGACUAACAGAUGAUCCAUGGCUAAAGGUUCUGAUUUUCAUCUUUCUUUUUUUCACAUAUGUUUUGACUAUAAUUGGGAACCUGAUCAUCAUCACCCUCACCUUGAUGGAUGCACAACUUAAGACACCCAUGUAUUUCUUCCUCCGAAAUUUUUCCUUUUUGGAAGUGGCAUUCACAACUGCCUAUAUUCCCAGAUAUCUCUUCAGCUUGUCAACUGGGGACAAUACCAUUACCUAUAAUGCUUGCUUUGCCCAAAUAUUUUUUGUCAUACUUCUUGGGGUAACAGAAUUUUUUCUUCUGGCUGUCAUGUCCUAUGACCGCUAUGUAGCCAUCUGCAAACCUCUGCACUACACAACCAUCAUAAACAGCAAAGUCUGCAACCAGCUCCUCCUGAGUUCUUGGCUGGCUGGGUUAAUGUUCAUCCUCCCACCACUUAGUCUGGGGUUCCAGAUGGAAUUCUGUGACUCCAAUGUCAUUGAUCAUUUUGGUUGUGAGGCAUUUCCCAUAAUAAAGAUUGCCUGCUCAGACACACAAUUCAUAGAGAGGAUGGUUUUGAUCUUUGCUGUGUUGACUCUCAUUGUCACCUUAUUCUUAGUGUUUCUGUCCUAUGCACACAUUAUCAGGACAGUCCUUAGAUUUCCCUCAGCUCAGCAAAGGAAAAAGGCCUUUUCUACUUGUUCUUCCCACAUAAUUGUUGUCUCCAUCACCUAUGGCAGCUGUAUCUUCAUCUACAUCAAACCCUCUGCAAAAGAAGAAGUGGCUUUGAAUAAGGUGGUGUCAGUGCUCGUAACUUCAGUCGCUCCUGUUAUGAACCCCUUAAUUUAUGCCCUAAGAAACAAGCAAGUGAUACAAGCUUUUAAGGACUUAGCCAAAAAGAUUUUCUUCCUCUCAAAGCGAUAA